Carcharodon carcharias (great white shark) is the source of this 5093-nucleotide messenger RNA. RefSeq names its product ADP-ribose glycohydrolase OARD1-like. The transcript has 6 exons. The record is from RefSeq and is a predicted model, not a curated record. NCBI's taxonomy places the organism in Eukaryota, Metazoa, Chordata, Chondrichthyes, Lamniformes, Lamnidae. Bases 109 to 696 code for a protein of 195 amino acids. Gene Ontology annotation, biological process: peptidyl-glutamate ADP-deribosylation.
CCGGCCCCGCCCAGCCCAGGCUCAGCCCUCCCCUCCGGCGACUGUGUGAGGCCGAUUGACCGGCACCGCGGCCUGAGGACUCUGGGCUGUUUCUUGUGAGCAGAGGCAAUGGUGUCUGUUGCCGGAAUAACGCGACCUUUUAGCCUUGGUGAGGACGGUGGAAGUGCAAAAGAAACUGAGAUGAACAAAAUGGUAUGUUUUACAAACAAACUAGUAGAGAGAAAUAGCUUUAGGAUCCGUUACGUGACUGGCGAUCUUUUCACAUGUCCAGCACAGGAUGCACUGGCCCACUGCAUCAGUGAAGACUGUCGUAUGGGGGCAGGGAUUGCGGUCUCAUUCAGGAGGAGGUUUCAAUCUGUUCAGGAGCUGCUGAAUCAGAAAAAGAAGACUGGGGAUGUAGCAGUGUUGAAGGCAAAGCAAAGAUACAUUUACUAUUUGAUUACAAAAAAGAGGGCCUAUCAAAAGCCAACUUAUGACAGUCUGCAGAGCAGCCUGGAGGCCAUGAUGAGACACUGCCUGAACAAUGGAGUCAGACGCAUCUCAAUGCCCAGGAUCGGAUGUGGACUGGACAAACUGAAUUGGGACAAAGUUGCUGCAAGAAUACAAGAAGUAUUUAAGAACACUGAUAUUCAAAUCACUGUAUACUCUUUGGAAACACCUGCUAAGGUUACUUCCAAUGCACAAGUUUUUACAUAAAUAGCAUGCGAGGACGGACUCAGUCGGGCCAUUGGAUUCUUGCCAUUGAAAGAACUGUAGCUACUAAAUAGUUAUUUUUGACAUCUUGAAACUGUUAGCUAAAAUGAAUUUACUCAUAAAUGAUGUACAACACGAGGGGCAAAAUCUUGUGGAGGCAACUGCCACUAAUAUUAACCGAGCAAUGGAUGGACUGUCACCAUGUUGGGAGCAAGACAUGCAAAUCUGUGUGGGCUGUUGUGACCUCCUGAGGAGGGGGUCCAUCAUUCAAAUUCAGAUCAAGGAAUGCAGUAUCAGGAAGUCCCCUUGCUGCCGAAUCCCCCCUUCCUAAGACCCAUAACCCUGCAAAGUACCUCCCACCAUCACUUACCUCUGGCCAGGGUCUAUCUGUGAUCCUGGUCUCCGGUGACUGUCAUUUUGACAGUAGCCACCAUCUCCCUGCUUAGCAAAAGAGCUGCCAGCCUCUGAUUGAUUGGCCAGCAGCUCUCAGUGGCCAGGACUUCCUGCUUCUGGGGUCCUGAUCCUGGUGAAGGCCCGCCAGUGGCUUCUCAACUGCCCAACUGACUCCUGGUUCAGCGGACCUUCCGCAAAGGAGGUAGCACAAGUCUCUCACCGACUCUCCAGCCAGGUGAGACCCUGGGACUUCUCCCUGUCCCCUACCUGAGACCAUUAUCUCAAUUUAUAAUAUCUAUCCAAUACUCUAACAUUCAGGGGUAGAAAGAGUUAGAUGUAAAUUAACAGGCAAAAUAUGGUUGAACACACCACACUGCACAAUAAAUGACAGAUGUGACUAAGACAAAGUCCAUGAAUUUCUUAAGGUGCCAGUAAACACUGAGCCAACCAACCUCGUUGAAACUCUGUCCCUCUCGUUGAGGGAUUCCAGUAUGAUGAGUGUAAGACAACGAUUCGACAUGACUCUUCAGCAAAAUUCAAGUUCUGUACUACCAAAUGACUAUUCAUAAAUUGUUUUAUAACAAUAUGGCAGCAAGGCUCACAUCCCAGGAAUGAAUACUUUAAAAAAACAUAUUUAUCCCAUUUCUUUAAGUUAUGCAUUUCCCACCCUUUCAGACAGUGCAAAUCAUCAUUUGCUGUGUAAAUUUUCCUCCUGUAGGCUCUACUUUUGUUAAACUGCCUUAAAUUUGACCUCUGGUUACUGACCCUUCUGCUGCUGGAAAAGUUUUUUCCUUAUUUACUUUAUCCUUAUUUUGAGCACCUUUAUAAAAUCUCACCACCUUCACGAAGGAGAACAACUUUAGUUUCUCAACUGCAUGUAACUCAAGUCUUUCAUCCCUGGUAUUAUUGUAGUACAUUUUCUCUACGUUCUCUCCGAGGCCUGGACAUUCCUCCUAAUUUGAUUCCUUGCUUUUAUAUCCUGUGGCUUUAUUUACAAAGCCCAUCUUCCUUUUUAACACCCUUCUCAGUACUUUCAAAGACUUGUAUAUGCACACACCUGCUGGCUUCUAAACCUGGCCAUCAGGCUCAAAUGUCACUUACUUCUGAUUUUCCCCAAGUUGGCCAAUUAUGGCCAGAGGGAGGACGUGCCAUCCAAUUAAGGUUGGCGUGCAGGCUCUCGGAGCUGGAGAGCCAGCAGGAGGCCUUCCAGCUUGUAAAUAGCAGCAGGAUGCUGUGACAAGUGAGGGAGAGGAUACCCCAAAUUGGAGGCACCCUUUACAACGUUUUCAAAUUUAAAAUUAAAAACGGCCUUUGCAACUGGGUCACUAUGUUGGUUGGUGGCAGGAGGGAGGUGGGGGGAACCCCUUCACAGGGUGACCUACUACUGCACCUAGGCAAGGAGGAAGGGCCUCAGUCUGCCUGGAGUGCUGCCCCCAGUCUACCACAGGGAGGCUGCCUGCAGGCAGCUAAACUGGCCCCCACUGCCUGCGAAGACCUAGAGGCUGACUGGAAAGUCCUAGCUGGACUCCUUCAAGUGGCUGUUACUGAGCUUAAUCAACUACUUGCAGCAAGCAGGCAAGUAGCCCGCUGUGUCCCUUCCCACCUCUGAAAAAAUGGCCCAAGGAUGGGAUGAAGCUUGGAAAGCGGUAGCCUUAGUGCCUACCCACCUCCGUUCCUGGCCCCAGCAAGAGCAAAAUAUCCUCCCCCAAGUUGUCUCUGUUCCUGCACCCACUUCAAAUUUAUACCAUUUAUUUUGCUUUGCCUCCAAGGCAUUCUUCGUACAAAAAUGAAGCACUUCAGACUUUAAAACUCAUCUACCAUUUGCCCAUUUCACUAGUCUGUCUCUGUCCUCUUCAAGCCUGUUACUCUCCCCCUCAAUCUUUUGAGUUUCUGUAAACUUAGACAUUAUUCCCUGUAUACCCAAGUCCAGGUAAUUAUAUCAAAAGGAGCAGUGGUCCCUGGGGACACCACGGCACACUUUCCUGCUCUCUGGAAAAACAGCUGUUCCUAUUUGCUCUCUGCUUUCUGUCCAACAGCCAAUGUCCCUUUAAUCCCAAGGGCUUCAAUUUCUAUUUAAAGUUUUGUUGACAUUAUGGUACUGGCUUGAAGGAGAUGUCAGCUAUUCCUCAGUAAACUGAUAAUGCUUGUAAUGAACUCUAGAUGUCUUGAGUCUUAUAGCGCAUUAAUGACAGUUAACCUCCCAGGCCAGCACUCUCAAUUAUACCAUCAGUGCAUACUACACAAAGCCUGGCAGCAGCAGCACAGAGCUAAGACAUGCUUUGAAAUCCCACAGGAUUACAAUAAAAACAAUGGGAUUCAUGGGCAAAUCAUUCACAACCAACAAUACUAUAACAAAAGCAAAGUACUGCCAAAAGUGGAAAUUUGAUCUGAAAAACAGAAAAGGAAGGAAAUGUUCAGUAGGUCCAGCAGCAUCUGUGGAGAGAAAAAUCAAGAGUUAAUGUUUUGGGUCCUGACCUUUCAUUAGAAUUAGAAGAAUUUAGAGACUUAAAGGUUUAUACACAGACACAGCCAGGUGAGGAAGUAGAGUAGGGAAUACUAAGAGGAAAGUCUGUGAUAGGGCAGGAGUGAUUAAAUGGUAGAAGGGGUGAUUGUAACAAGCCAAAGGGACAAGUAAAGAAACAAGAAAGGUCUAGAGGAUGUGAAUGAAAACAGAACCAUUUAGAAAGUAAGUUUUGCAGCAGGCCAUAGUGUCUAAAAUAUUUUUACUGUGGCUUUAAAUUUGAAGAUAAUCCAUGAAUUUAAAAUUGUUUGUUUAUAAGCUUAGUUUGUGAUGUAGGCAGGCUAUAAUACUGCAUAUGAAUAACCUUUAACUGGUCUGUCAUUUCAGCCCCAGUGUAGUGUUGCAUUAGAUUUAUCCAAACAUAAAGAUUAUACUAUAACUGAAGUGAUCCCUCUUAGUAGCAUACCAUAUGCUGAAGUGCUGUCAACUCCUUACCAAUUUAUUUAUGCAUCUGUCUGUGAACUUUAUUCCCUUUCAAAUACUUUAUUUUUAACACACUUUUUUACACUUGUGAUUACUGAAGAGGUUGAUUCUCCACAAACUUCUAUAGUAUUUCGAAGGUGAUAUUUGUAAAAUACACGCAUGGAGCAUUGAUGUGUACUAUUCCUGAACCCUUCUAAAACUGUGUGACCCUUGUCAUAUAUUUUUGGCUAUAGGGCAUAGCAGAGCUGCUGCUAAUCUGAAGUGACCUGCUGGCUCACUCAGCUGAAGCAAGUUUUAAAUGGUGAGCUGUUGCCAUCUUAGAAGCAAGAUGAAAUCCAUUUUGGCCUUUACCUGCUUUGUCACACCUGGUUGCACUCCGACAUGGCAUGAAAGGAAAACGUGCACAUUCAAUGCUUAAAGUGUAUUGUAACCCACGCAAGCUUAACUGCUGUAAGUAACAUUUUUAAUUCUUUUACUUAACUAACUGACAGUGCUGUUUCAUGUAUGCUGCAUUAUUAUUGAAGGUAUGAUUUUCAACUGAGAAUGCACUGUAAUACGCGAUGUAGUUUAGAGGAAUUGCAACCAUAUCUUGGAAAUGGUGAAUCAGUGCACAAGAACUGGAUAUGGAAGCCCAACCAUGAUAGGAGAAAGUAAAGGAACUCCACAAAUGGAUGGAAUAAAAUGGCUGUGCAGGUCGUGCUCAAAUUUACAACUCAGUACUGCCCCUAUCGCUAGUGUGGAGUAUUCUGCCUCAAGAAUACACCCUGACACAAGGAUGAGAACUAUCCGACAUUGUGUGGACCUAGAGUGUUGAAGACAUAACCUUACCGAUAUAAGAAAUUUUAAUAAGAAUUGAAGCAUUGAUGCAGGAAGGAGCAAACUGUACUUCAACAAGAUGAUAUUGUAAGUUUAUGAUCAUUGUGUUCUGCUUACUUGUGUGGGAUCUCCAGUUUGUAAUGUGUGAAGUAAAGUUAAUCUGGAACACACAAUUUGUCAUUUGAUAGUACUGUUGUUUUCAAAUAAAUCCUGUGACAUCUAAUGCAAAUAAUGUCUAUUGAGCAAA